AUGGGCCGCCUCGGCGUCCUAGAUAUAAACGAUGCGCAAUCGCAAAAACCACCGUACCCGCCAAAGAAGAAACAAACCAAGCGCUCAUUCUGCUGUUUUGAUAUCAUAGAAGAAGACGAUGAGCCGGCUCCAAGACCAAGCGCGCCGCGCCCUCCACCUGUCCCAGGACACCCUCCUCAACAACAAAUGAACCAAGUCUCACCUCUCCUACCAUCCACAGCAAGGCCACCUCCUCGGAAAUCAACAAGCAGAUGGAUCCCAUCUACUCUCUCCCCGCAAACAGUCUCACUCCUCGCGGCUGAACUCGCAAAACCAAUCUCCACAGCCGACGAACCAGGCUACAUCUACAUGUUCUGGGUGACGCCUGAAACAUCAUCAAGAUCUGCUCCACCCCCGUCCGACAUCGCCUCGUUUCUCGUCCCGUCAGCAAAUAGGGGAAUAGAUAUCAACGAUGAAGACGACGAUCCCGAUUACGACGAUGACAGCGACGAAACACCGGAGCAAAUCCGACGCAGCAACACCGCCAUUAUCCGGGCAAGAGACUUGAAUAAGCUAUCGUCGAAUCCAACGCCCAAUAGUCCAGGAACAGUGAAGUUGAAGAUUGGUCGGACGAAUAAUAUAACCCGAAGGUUGAAUGAGUGGACGAGGCAGUGUUCUAAUCAUCUCACACUUAUUCGUUACUAUCCGUAUACUUCGUCAUCAAGACGGGGCAAAGGACAAGGUGUUGGCAAGGGCUUGGAGCCAGGGAGAAAGGUACCUCAUGUUCACCGAGUGGAGAGACUCAUUCAUAUUGAGUUGGCGGAUAUCCGAGCGCGGGAUCUAGGGCAGUGUCCAGAAUGCGGAAAGGAGCAUAGGGAGUGGUUUGAAGUCGCUGCUGAGCGGGAUUCUCUAAAGAGGGUUGAUGAAUGUAUUCGACGAUGGGUGCGCUGGGCACACACUCAGCGACGGUGA
Molecule: messenger RNA, 951 nt
Organism: Aspergillus versicolor CBS 583.65
Lineage: Eukaryota; Fungi; Ascomycota; Eurotiomycetes; Eurotiales; Aspergillaceae
Exons: 1
Coding region: 1-951 (316 amino acids)
Source: RefSeq, a predicted model, not a curated record